CUGCAAUGACAUCAUCAACAACAUCUAACGAAGGAAGGCAUUGGUCUAGCGUAGUUUUGGGGAAAAUGCGGUCACUUUGGAAUGCCGGAUCAAGAAGUGCAAGUUCUGGCCUCAAUCAACUGAUAACAGACGACGAAGCCACUCUGAAACCCAUCCCUCACAAGAAGUCGUCCGAAAACGACAUGUACAUGCGACUGGGUCUCCUUCUGGGUGAUGGAGCACGACGUCCGAAGAGAGCCCAAGGUAGAAACCACGAAUCGUGCUCAUCGCUUGCAAGUUACGAAACAUCCGCCAUGUUGUCAAAUAAUACUAGCCCAGUGUCGACACUGACGGGUAGUUCGGAAGAUCAACACAGGACUAACCCUAGUUCGGAUAGCGUCGCCUCGCUGAUGUCGAUGUCGAUGUCUGGGCAAAGCAACUGCAGCUCCAGUCCUGUUAGCAGAAGACACAGCGUCACAACGACGCAACAAGACGAAAUGAAUACCUUCAGGAAUAGGAGAACUUGUAUACGAAGGUCAGCAAGAACCGAUGUCAAAGGCUCUGUUGAUCCUAGGAUACGUAUCAGGCAGUAUAAAGCCCCUCAACUCACCCUGAAACCUUUGUUUUUCGAAGUGCCACUCCAGGAAUCCAACCCUCUGUUCCUCGGAAGGCAUUGGCUCAUCAAAGAAAUUGAAACAAUCACAAGUUCUUCCAGUCCUGGAGUUCUCCUAACCGGCAAUCCAGGAACGGGUAAGACAGCCCUUAUCCUCCAGCUGGUAGAAUAUAGCUGUUUCGGACGACGAAAAGAACCUAUCUACCAGAGAGUACACUCACCCGAACGAUCUCGAAGCCCCCAAAGCAUUUAUUACCAAAUAGAUCUCGUUUCCGAAAGUAUCAAGAAGCUAGCCAGCAGCAUAGUGGCAUAUCACUUUUGCCAAGCCGAUAACAACAACACUUGUUCAGUACCUGACUUCAUCCAUUCGUUGGCUGCGCAGCUGUGUCAAGCUCCUCAAUUGGUAGCUUACCGCGAGCACCUCAUUGGCGAACCACACCUGCAAAAUAUUCUGUCGCUCAAGGAGUGCAUUGCCAAUCCAGAUAUCGCCCUGACCACCGGCAUACUGGAACCUCUAGCGAGCCUAAGACGAAUAGGAAAAAUAGAGAAUAUCAACUGCGUUAUCCUUAUUGACGCCCUUUGCGAUGCGGAAUACCACAGGCCGGACCACGGUGAUACGAUAACAACAUUCCUUGUGAAACAUAUCCCCAGUUUUCCCUCCUGGCUCAAAGUGGUCGGUACGGUUAGAACCCAGCUUCAAGAACUCACCAAGCAGCUUCCGUUCACUAGAGUUUCAUUGGAUAAUAUACAGUCCAAUGAGAAUAUACAGAAGGAUAUUUUAGGCUAUAUCAACUUUAGAUUGCAGAACAGCCCCAGUAUACAAAGCAAUAUUACUUUGGCUACUACCGGAAAAGUCGAAAGUGGUAGCGUCUCCCAACACAAGUUUUCUCAGCAUCUUCUGAAUUCAAGCCAAGGUUCCUUCCUGUUCGCGAAGCUGACUCUUGACCUGUUGGAGAAGGGUCAGCUUGUCGUGAAAUCUUCUGGCUACAAGGUGCUUCCGGUUACCUUGGCUGAAAUCUACUUACUCCACUUCAAUUUGAGGUUCCCCACCAUACGUUCCUUUGAGAAAGUCACUCAUAUUCUCAGCGUGUGUUUGGCAGCUCUCUACCCUCUCACUCUCUUAGAGAUUUAUUAUUCCGUAAACUCGUUACUCGUAGACAAUUUCUUGCCGUGGAACGAAUUCUUACAGAGGUUCAAACUCCUCUCUGGAUUCUUAGUGAAAAGACUGGACAAUACAUACAUGUUUUUCCACCCUUCCUUCAGGGAGUGGUUGAUUCGUAGAGACGACAACGAGCCGACCAAGUUCAUUUGUGAGCUACGUUCUGGUCACGCGGGCAUAGCGUUCAGGUUGUCAAGGGUUCAAGCUCCUCUCGAUCCCGAGAAAACUCUGGAGUUGGGGCAUCACAUCUUAAAGGCCCACGUGUACAGAAAUAUGUCCUUGCCGGUGAUCAGUUCCAGGGAUUUGCAAGGUUACUGGGUGGCGGAAAGUUCCGAGAAUGUGUCGGCGGCCGUAAGCAAUAUCAGAAACAUGUACAGUCCGAACGUGAAGGUGUCGAGGUUGCUGCUGCUAGCCGGAGCUUCUCCCAAUCACGUGACUGAUUUCUUGGGGAAUGCUCCUGUACUGUGCAUGUACGCCAAUGAAGAGUGUGUAGAAAUCAAUAUCAUGGUUCAAUUCCAUAUUGUUCUGCAAGUCGUACAGGCUCUGAUAGAACCCCAAGAAGCAGUCGAGUUAGCUAAUCAAGUGUUAGAGUUAAAGCCGGAAUCCUACGAAGCCUAUUUUGCCAGGGCUAAGGCCAAGCUAGACAUGAAUAUGUUCGAAAGCGCCCUCCAUGACGUCAAAGAAGCCCAGCGAAGAGCCCCUCCCCAGGGAGCCGACAUCAACAAAGAAGAUCGCGAAGGACUCACUUCCCUUUGUUGGGCCUGCCUCAGGGGAAAACUCCAAGCAACUCAAUGCCUUGUAGAACGAGGAGCAAAUAUCAACCACACGGACAAAACAGGCCGAACUCCCUUGGAUCUGGCAGCUUUCCAAGGAAAUCAGGCCUUGGUUCAACUUCUUCUCGACAGGGGAGCUGUGAUAGAGCAUGUAGAUAUAAACGGAAUGAGGCCCCUCGACAGAGCCAUAGGCUGUAGAAAUAUCCAGGUCGUUCAGUGCUUUUUGAAGAAAGGGGCUAAGUUGGGACCAGCGACGUGGGCCAUGGCUUCAGGCAAACCAGAUAUAAUGCUAAUACUUCUCAAUAAACUUUUAGAAGACGGAAAUAUACUCUACCGAAAGAGUAGAUUGAGAGAAGCAGCCCAUCGCUACCAAUAUGCCUUGAAGAAGUUUCCGGUGGACGACCAAGCAGAACACAAUAAAACUUUUCUGCAGUUGAAGAUCAACUUCUUUUUGAACUAUUCGAGGUGCAAGAGGAAAUUGAAC
Messenger RNA from Leptinotarsa decemlineata (Colorado potato beetle), 3008 nucleotides. RefSeq names its product zinc-RING finger and ankyrin repeat domain-containing protein rolling pebbles (gene rols). Gene Ontology annotation, molecular function: protein binding. The record is from RefSeq and is a predicted model, not a curated record. NCBI's taxonomy places the organism in Eukaryota, Metazoa, Arthropoda, Insecta, Coleoptera, Chrysomelidae.